AUGCAAGAGCAGAUUUUAAAAUUCUCUCAACUCUCACUUUUGAUUGCAGCAAAAGGAGAUAAAGGGGAUUACAUUACUGCAUCAACAAUGUUUGAUGAGAAUUCAUUUAUUUUUGGAACAUUUCAUGGAAGAAUUGUAAUUGCUGAGCUAAAUGGAACUCUUAAACUAGAAUUAGUUCAUUCAGGAAAUCAAGUAAAUUCACUCAGUCUUACUAAUGAUAAAAAAUAUCUACUUUUCGCAGAUUCUCAAAAAACUUGUUAUAUUUACUCAAUUGAAACACAGAAACAACUUCUUUUUGUAUCCCACUCAGUACCUAUUGUUCAUUGCGUUUUAGAUCCACUUUUCAACGAAAAAACAGCUCCAAGAUUCUUUAUUUCGGAUUUAUCAGGAGCAAUAUAUCAAUACACACCAAGAUUUUUAUUUGGGUCAAGUUUCAGUAAGCUUGUUGAACCUCAACAAAAAAUUCAAAAUAUGAUUUGGUUUUCUAACCAUUUAAUCUAUACUACGAACGUAUCAUUAUUUGCAUACGAUAUAUCAUCUCAAAAGAAUACGUAUUCUAUAAAUCCUCCCUUUUUGAAAUCGAAAAUCGAACAUCAUUGUUCAUUUGUUCCUUUAUCACCAGAAAAGAUCGGUAUUGUAUUCGGAAAUUACUUCUAUGAAUUAUCAUUCGAUAAAACACGUUCAGUUUUCUUCAAUCUUACAAAAGAUGCAGUAUCUCUUGCUUAUUCAAAGAACAGUUCAUUAACUGUAUUUACAACAAAGACAGACCAACAACUAAUACUUGUAGAUCAAAAUUACACAGCGGAUUCUGUUUCUCCGCCUUCUGCAGAACCAUUAAUUUUAUUAUCUUCCGCUCCAAACGAUUCCUUCCUUUUUGUAUAUCCGAAAUCAGCAUUUAUCGCAUCCUUUUCAUCGUGGGAUGAGCGGAUCAAGAAUAUUUUGUUCCAAUGCACAGAUGACGAAUGCAUUUCUCAUUUAAAGGGCUGGCUGAAGCUUAUUGAAGAAUCCGAACGCUCCAAUCUCAUUCUUGCUGUUUGCCAUCAACUAAUUUCGAAGAAUUCCCUUAAAAAAGCUUCAAUUCUUUGUAGUGAAUAUUUGAAAACGACGGACGAGUGGUGUUCAGCGAUAGAAAUAUUCCACGCCAAUGGAGUUCUCCAGCACCUUACAGAUUAUAUCCCAGAACGCGUCCUUGCCCAUACAAAACGAAAUGUUGACAUAUUAUUGCAUCUUCUUGAGGCAAAUCCAUAUCAUUUCUGCACGGUAUUUGCAUCUCUACCUCCGGAGAGCUUCGAUGCAGAGUCAUUGUUGCUUCCUGUUCAAAUGCGUGCAAGAACUGAUAUGAUUUUCAAUAUUCCUUUGAUACACAUCUACCACAGACUGAACAAACACAAUGAAGCAUUCCUUACUGCAUUAAAUGCUAAGUAUUUGUCCAUUUUCACCGAUAUUGAGAAAAUUGGAGAUUAUCACUUCCCUCUUGAACAAUUUGACAGACUUUACGAGUCAUUUGGCGGCUUAUUCACUGAUUUUUUGAUCCAGAAUCACGAAAAACUGCCUCCAGCCAUCGUAUUACCCAAAUUUUCCCAAAAUCGUCGAAAAGAAAUGCUCGAAUACAUGCACAAGCUCUUCUGUCUGGAUGUUCCUUUACCAGAUGAGUUCAGAACAGAGCUUGCCAUCCUAUACAUUGAGUUCCACCACCCAGCAACGAUGAAAUUCCUUUCUACCGGCCAAUUCUUCAAUUAUUCACGAGCAUGGUCAGCCGCGAACAGGGAAAAGAUGUGGCCAGAAGCAGCAUUCCUUGCUCGCAAGACCGGUGCCGUUGUUGAAGGAAUGAAGAUACACUUGGAGAAGAUAAGAGAUCCAAAGAGAGCUGUUGAAUACGCAAUUGCAGCCGAAAACGACAAAGUUUGGCAGAUGUUACGUGAUGCAGCUUAUUCUGAUGUUGACUUUCUUACAUAUAUGCUAGAUAUCCUUCCUUCUUUGCAUAUAGAAGCUGUUGACUUCGUUAAACACAUUCCGGAACCAAUGUCAAGGAAAAUUGACAUUGCUUCUCUCUCUGCAAACACAUUGAAGGAAUUCAGGUGCAGACUUGCCGCUGUUCAACUGACUACGAAUAUCAUUGCUGGAGCUGCUUUUGAUAAGUUUAACAGUCAACUUAAAUCAGCAAGAAGAGCAAAGAUUGUAAGAAAUUAG
Molecule: messenger RNA, 2190 nt
Organism: Trichomonas vaginalis G3
Lineage: Eukaryota; Parabasalia; Trichomonadida; Trichomonadidae
Product: regulation of SNARE complex assembly
Exons: 1
Coding region: 1-2190 (729 amino acids)
Biological process (GO): vesicle-mediated transport; macroautophagy; protein targeting to vacuole
Cellular component (GO): HOPS complex; late endosome
Molecular function (GO): protein binding
Source: RefSeq, a predicted model, not a curated record